Cryptomeria japonica (Japanese cedar) is the source of this 1329-nucleotide messenger RNA. Its product is annotated as endonuclease 4. The transcript is spliced from 9 exons. The record is from RefSeq and is a predicted model, not a curated record. Gene Ontology annotation, biological process: DNA catabolic process. Bases 172 to 1077 code for a protein of 301 amino acids. Lineage: Eukaryota; Viridiplantae; Streptophyta; Pinopsida; Cupressales; Cupressaceae. Gene Ontology annotation, molecular function: nucleic acid binding; endonuclease activity.
UUUCUAUCAUGUACCAUCUACUAAAAUCCAAAUUUAAUAUAACAGACAUUUCCAUCACUUGACGCAACGUGAACCACCUGCACUUUAUAUACUACACUCCACAUUUCAAGUCCACGGGGAUAUUGUAGAUCACCAUUCAUCUGUCUGUUAAACGGAGAAAACUGCAAUAGGAUGGAUAGGUUUAGGUUUUUUCUAACGUGGAGUGUAGUAAUUUCUAUGGAUUCAGCUCUUCCUGGUGCACUGUGUUGGGGAAAAGAAGGGCAUUAUGCCACAUGCAAAAUUGCUGAGGCCCUUCUAAGUAAAGCAGCAGCAGAUGCAGUGCAGCAACUUCUUCCAGACUAUGCAGAGGGGGAUCUUGCAUCCCUUUGUUCAUGGCCUGACGAGAUUAAAUUUUGGCACAAAUACCACUGGAGCAGCCCUCUGCACUACAUUGAUACACCGGAUUUCAGGUGUAACUAUGACUAUUCUCGUGACUGUCAUAAUGCACAGGGAGAAAGAGACAUGUGUGUGGCAGGAGCCAUCAAUAAUUACACUUCUCAGCUUACAACAUAUGGCACUUUGUCUGAUGAGAGAUAUAAUUUGACAGAAGCAUUACUUUUUCUGUCUCACUUCAUGGGAGACAUUCAUCAGCCUCUGCAUGUCGGAUUCACUGGAGAUUUAGGAGGAAACACAAUAAUUGUACGCUGGUAUCGGCGAAAGGCCAAUUUGCAUCAUGUAUGGGAUAAUAUGAUAAUUGAGACAGCAGUUAAAGACUUUUAUGGCUCAAACCUCACUCUUAUGAUACAAGGAAUUCAGGCAAACAUAAGUGAUAUUUGGUCAAAUGAUGUUUCUACAUGGGAGAGAUGCAGCACAAAUAAAAAUGCUUCCCCAAAUCCGUAUGCAGUUGAAAGUAUUGGUUUAGCUUGCAAGUGGGCAUACAGAAACGCUACUCCAGGCACUAUUUUAAGUGAUGAUUAUUUCCUCUCUCGGCUGCCGAUCGUUGAGAAGCAACUUGCAAAAGGAGCUGUUCGGCUGGCUGCAACGCUAAAUCACAUUUUUUCUUCAAAAAUGGUUGACAGACAAAUAGCAAUCAUAUGAGAAGUUAAAACAUUAUUAAAAUGAAUUUCUUUGUACAGAUUUCUAUCAGUGUACACAUUUGGAUAACAUAUUUGCUAUACUCGCAAAAUAUGUCAUGCUUUAAUUUCUGUAAAUUAUGCAAUUGUGAGUAAUGUACUGUGGCUGCGGGGGGUAGAAGCAUCUGAUGUUAUGAUUAUGAAAAAAGAAUUGUGAAAGAAACAUUAUCUAAAGCCAACAUUCAUUCUUAAAUAUGAAGACAUCAAAGUUUGUUUA